CUCUCUGAGCGAGGAGCGCUCUUCUCGGCAGCAAACAGGACAGGUGCCUGGGUUGUCGCUUCUAAAACAUAACAGACUAGAAGAUCGUUGCCUGGAUUAUCUAGAUUGGUAGAGAGAGAGAGAAUUCCUUUUACAUCUGAAAUGCCAGACAGUGAGGAUCUGGGACAAGAUGAAAGCUGGAAAGUCGUCAGUUCCAGGCAAGACUACAGACCCAGAAUAAAUCAGUGCAUUUCAGAAACACUGAUGAAUUUAUUUGUAUUUCUUCAAGAAAUGUCCCACUUCAAGGAACAAAACCCUGGCAAGUUUUGCCUACUAGUCUGCAGCGUAUGUACGUUUUUCACUGUCUUGGGAAGUUACAUUCCUGGAGUUGUCCUCUCGUAUGUUCUGUUAUUGUGUGCCUUUUUAUGUCCCUUCCUUAAGUGCAAUGAAUUUGGACAGAAAGUGUGCCACAAAAUUAAGACUGUUCUGAUGAAACUAGAUUUUGGAAUAGUGGAAUAUAUCAACCAGAAGAAAAAAGAGAGAUCUGAAACAGCAAAAACAAAACCCACAGAAGAUGACAGUGAAUUAGACAUAUCAGCUCUGUGUCCUAAGGUUAGUCCUGCAGUUGUUGCCAAAGAGCUGUCGGUGUCUGACACAGAUGUAUCAGAAGUAUCUUGGACCGAUAAUGGGACCUUUAACUUAUCCGAGGGGUAUUCUCCACAGACAGACACAUCUGAUG
Leptosomus discolor (cuckoo roller) is the source of this 718-nucleotide messenger RNA. The record is from RefSeq and is a predicted model, not a curated record. NCBI's taxonomy places the organism in Eukaryota, Metazoa, Chordata, Aves, Leptosomiformes, Leptosomidae.